Molecule: messenger RNA, 272 nt
Organism: Trichobilharzia szidati
Lineage: Eukaryota; Metazoa; Platyhelminthes; Trematoda; Strigeidida; Schistosomatidae
Source: the annotation of a GenBank genome assembly
AUGAUAACAAAGCUAGAGGAGAAAGGGUUUGUAAAAUCCUUGCGUGUCAAAAAAGCCUUGCAGAAUGUGGAUCGUGGUUGUUUUGUUGAGACUAACCCUUAUAACAUUUCUUCAAUGUCAACGAAAUCCGAUGCCAUAAUUCUUCCUCCCUUUGUCCAAGCAGCUAUUCUGGAAGCACUGCAUGACUACAUCAAAGACGGUUCACACUCUUUAAUUAUGGAGCGGGGUAGUGGAUACCUCUCAGCUUGUGUAACGUUUAUGUCUGGGAUUAG